This is a messenger RNA of Schizosaccharomyces japonicus yFS275, 1981 nucleotides long. Its product is annotated as fungal protein. Lineage: Eukaryota; Fungi; Ascomycota; Schizosaccharomycetes; Schizosaccharomycetales; Schizosaccharomycetaceae. The record is from RefSeq and is a predicted model, not a curated record. The transcript has a single exon. The coding region runs from base 124 to 1791 and encodes 555 amino acids.
UCCGAAUUUCGGUAUACUCUUCGGUCAACCGCCCUGUGGCAUGUUGCUCCAUAGGUGACCUCCGCGGUUUGUAGUUGGCAUUCCGGAACGAGACAGCACGUUCUUUUAUUGUCCAGCAGCAGCAUGGAUCCUUGGCGUGAUGAAGAAGUUUCUUCGUCGCGAUUGAAUCGCUCCAAGAGCGUUGGGACUGAUCCUAGGAAGCGUUUUUCAUUACCAUUGGCUCCGGCGACAGUUCUUUAUUCUUCGAAGAAUGUAUGGAAUUCAGACAAUGUGGAUAUGCCGGAGGACCCUUUAAACAUGACGACUUUCCCUCCUGCUCCGUUAGAGGUCGAUUUAGCCAAUUUGUCUUUGGAACAAAAGCAAACUUCAAAACAACCACAGGAUUACUAUGCUAAGAAUGGACUACGCGUCAACGAUAAUGAUUACGAUUGGAUGUUUUUUGUAUUUGACGAGCGGGAAUUGGGCACGAUGUUCAAUGUUUUCGUGACAGCAUUCAGGGCUGAACGCGCCGAGUUUCGUUUGGCCCCGUCAAAACUGUUUUAUUUGGCUGCUCGUUAUGCUUAUUUAUACACACCAAAGGAAAAAAGACUUCUCAACCGACUUAUAGAGGGCUUUCUCGCUACUGUUUGGUCGACUGUAGAGGCAGACCCGACAAACAUGGUGCUUGGAACAAUGUGGAUAUCAAACUGUGUUUUAUUAUACUACUACUUGCACAGAGACUCAAAGCUUGUAGAAGCAACACGGGAAUUACAAGAGGAAAUCACACGUGUUGUUCCGAGAAUAUACUCUUUAGUGUACAAAGAUGCCAUUCGCCGCAUGGAUGAAGCGAUUGUUGCUGGAAUGUUAAAUUAUGCAGGUUUAGAAGGGCUGGAUCCUUCAGCUUCGAGGUCGUGGAACUUGCUUCGACGUCACAGCUCAGUCCGUCGUCCUGGUUCACCGCGAAGCGCGCCUGUUGCUUCACCAAGAAACCUGACAAAGGUUUUUGCCUCUACACUUCAUCUCAUGGAGCUGUUCUACAUUCAUCCGCUCAUUCGAAUACAAUGCAUCGAACAGCUAUUUACGUGGUUUGGUGCACGUUUGUUCAAUCUUUUACUUGUCAACAAAAAAUACCACUCUCGGGCGUACGCAAUGGAAAUCCGAUUUAAUGUUGCAAGCGUUGAAGAAUGGAUCCAGAAACACAAUAUUGAUUUAACUCAUCCAACGGAUUAUUCCGAAGUUGGAUUGCCAAUGAAAGAUCUCUCUUCCUAUUUGCAACCCGUUGUGCAGUUACUACAAUGGUUGCAAUGUUUGUCUCGGCUAAGCGCAGAUCGAGAUCCAGACGCAUUACGGGAAACAGUACGCUCAUUUUCUGCUUUAUCUCCUCAUCAAGUGAUUAGCGUUGCAAAGUCGUACAAGCUCGAUUCCUCAGAGGCUAGAUUGACUGGCAGUUUCUACAAGGUCUUGAAUGAAUAUGAGCAAGAGUGGGAGCGUGAGCGUAUAACUUCCAUGCCAAAUUCAUCAAACAAAACAAAGCUUGAGCCCAUGCGUUUAGACGAAAACCGAAUCUUGCCGUUUGUAUUCCCUACAUUCCAAGAACUUGUCCAAGCAUACUCACCUUCUGCGUCACCAAAUGUAUUUGCAAAGGAGCGAGAGUACUUGUACAAGCCCUACGUGUCGAACUAUAUGAUCGACUUGUUGGAAACGUCUGGCAUUACCAUGGAGCGUGCUGAACUUCCUGUCAGUAUCUUUGAAAAUGAGGCAUGGAAGAAGGAAUGGCGCCCCGAAGUUGAAGAGGAAGAAUUGUUCCAAUAGCGGGAGUUUUCCCGUCUUUUACGAAAUCCUCCUUUGAUAUCUUACCCAGCUUCCUUGCGUUUCUUUCCGGGAAGCUGUUGUUUUCAUCUCGAUUUCGGCCAACUUUCGGUAAACUUACGGGGUUUUGUCUCGGUUUCUUGACUCACCGGUGUUUUUUUCUCCGAAUGCAAUUAGCAUUUUACAGCUAUAC